This is a messenger RNA of Cyprinus carpio (common carp), 1800 nucleotides long. RefSeq names its product cocaine esterase-like. The record is from RefSeq and is a predicted model, not a curated record. Lineage: Eukaryota; Metazoa; Chordata; Actinopteri; Cypriniformes; Cyprinidae.
AAGGCCAGUAUUUUGUAACAGAGCCUGUGUGAGUGAUUGAUUUUGUAAGCUCUUCAUUACAUGAGAGGUUGUGUCCAUCUUUAAGAACAGCUAUGAUAAAAGAAGUUUUGCUCUGCCUGUGCUUGACCCUGGCACCUGUUUGGACAGCCUCUGUACAGACAGACUCUGGGCCGGUGGUUGUUCUAAAGCAUGGCAGUAUCCGUGGCCAAUAUAUGAAAGUUAAAGGCUCUGAAAAAGUGGUGGAGCAGUAUUUGGGCAUUCCUUUUGCCCAGCCACCUGUUGGCCCUCUCCGCCUGUCUGCACCUAGUCCUGUACAGGGAUGGGAAGGCAUAAGAAACUCCACCCAGCACCCAUUCCUAUGCGUUCAAAACUUAGAUUGGCUGUCUAUGAUGUUAAAAUCAAUGAUGUUGGAUUUCACACCACCAGAAGUCUCAGAAGACUGUUUGUAUCUGAACGUUUACACUCCUUCUCAAAGAUCAGAAUCAGAUAAACUUCCAGUAAUGGUCUGGAUUCAUGGGGGAAGUCUGCUCAUGAGUGGUGCUUGCGCAUUUGACGGAUCCCCAUUAGUGGCCUAUGAGAACAUAGUUGUUGUUGUUAUUCAGUACAGACUUGGAAUAUUAGGAUACUUCAGCACUGGAGAUAGGAAUGCUCAAGGAAACUGGGGUUUCCUAGACCAGAUUGCUGCGUUACAGUGGGUGCAGCAAAACAUUGAGAGUUUUGGAGGAGACCCCCAGUCUGUCACCAUAGCUGGGGAGUCUGCAGGAGGAAUCAGUGCAUCUUUUCUGACAUUGUCACCAAUGACCAUGGGUCUGUUUCAGCGGGCCAUCUUUCAGAGUGGGGUAGCAAAUACACCCAGCCACUCCAUCAAAGACCCUCUGAUGUUUGCCAAGAUGGUAGCAAAUGUUACUGAAUGUGACUUCAGCUCUAAUGAAGUGCUGACCAAAUGCAUAAAAGAACUGACUGAGGAACAACUCAUCAAUGCAACUAAAAAGCAACACUUUCUCCCUGGAGCAACACUGGAUGGGGAAUUUAUUAAAGCUCAGCCAGAAGAUUUACUAAAGAGCAAAGCUUUUCGGAAAGUUCCAGUUCUUGUCGGAACAACAAACCAUGAAUUUGGAUGGAUCCUCCCUCAGGCUUUAUUUUCAAAAGACUGGGUAAAGGGGAUGGACAAAAAAGUAGUGAAACAAAUGUUGGACAUUUUUAACAAAGAUGGAACGUCAGGAGUCAAUGAAAUCAUAGCAGAAGAAUACCUAAAAACUGCUAAAACUCCAGAGGACGUUCGCAACGCAUUUACUGAGAUGCUGGGGGAUUUAUUUAUGGUGAUUCCCUCCAUUAGGGCUGCAUCUUACUACAGAGAUGCUGGACUCCCUGUGUAUAUGUAUGAGUUCCAGCACCGGCCAAGUAUAUACAAAGAUCUCAGACCCAGCUUUGUGAAAGCUGACCAUGGUGAUGAGCUUGUAUUUGUGUUUGGGGCCUGCUUUUGGGAUGGCCAUAUCAAAGUGGAAAUGUUCACUGAGGAAGAAAACCAGCUAUGCAGAACUAUCAUGGGAUACUGGGCUAACUUUAUUCGUACUGGCUCACCAAAUGGUCCCAAUCUGGUGAACUGGCCUGUGUACGACAAGUCUAAUAAAUACAUGAACCUGGGAUUGCAGCAAACUGAGGGACAGGGUCUGAAGAUGGACAAGCUGCGCUUUUUCACUGAAGAAUGACCUGAAAAGCUUUCAGCAAUCCGCAAAGCCUAAUUAGUUAUUUCACCAAUAAGCACAAUGCUUCUACUAUAAACAAAAGCAUAUUUAUACA